CGUUACAAAAGAUUUGUAUGUGAUGAGCUUGAAGAGUUGAAGAACACUUGGAACUUUGCUUAAGUUGGAAUAAGUAUUUUUCCAACUUCUGCCUUCUCUUGUAGAAGAUAAUGAGUUUGAAUCUCAAGGAGGCUUUUUGCUUUUCAGAGUUUGAAUAUCUUGUAUGAAGAGUUGUAGCAAUGGUUAGCAAAAGUUGCAAAGUUAUCCGGUUGUUCUUCGUAGUGUAUCUUUUAUACUGAGGUUGUCUUCCCGUUGGAGGAGUAGGAGGACAACUGCAUUAAAUGAGCGAUCAGUUGACUUGACUAGUAGAGCCCGGUAAAGUUGGCGGGUUACUAUUUUUGGAUAAAGUAUUCCUGACAAUGCGGCCAAUCAUCUGCAAUUACUCUACGUAGCAUGGGGUGCAUUAAAUGAGCAUUUAAUGCGCACACUGUAGCUUUUCCGUUUCAUACUCCUAGCCGUUGAAGGAAUCUUUUAGUUGAAUUCCCGGUUCUGUGAAAUUCUUCUAAGUGUCAAACCUUCUGGUGUCUUUAAUUGAGAGUAGAACAGAGGAGGUCUGGAGCACUUCUGUUGGGAGAGUAUCCAACAGAGACCCAGAAGGGUUUCUGUCAGAGUAAAGACUAACAGAGACCAUGAGGUCUUCUGUUCUGAAGCAGAGAACCAAAGGUCCUCUGUUUCAAUAAUGCCUUACGAGGGUCUUCUGCUCUUGGAGUCCUUCUGCUCAGAAGGUCUUCUGCUCUGAAGGCAUUCUGUCAAGUCGAUUACUCUAAGAACUUUACAAAGGAAAAUUCUAAUACAUUAAAUCUAAAUAGGGGUACUCUAAAGUCCUAAUUAAUCUAGCAUCAUCAAAAUCUAAAUACAAUUAUUCCUUACAGUAUCUAUCCGAGGGGUUAUUGCGGGGAAUAACUAGAGAGAAGUCAGAGCAAGAGUAAGAGAGAGAAUAUGUAUUGCUGAGAAUGCGUUGAGUAUAUUGAGCCUGAAUUACAAAUGGGGAAAGGAGUGCUAUUUAUAGUAGUAAUAAAUGCAUGAUAGGGACACGUGUCAUCAUUCUGGUGGUCGAGGGAUCACCUCAGCGGGGUGGCACUGGCACUCGCAUGUGGCCGCAUUAAAUGCGGUGGUUGGAUGUGACAUUUGUACUUGGUACGUUGAUCCAGCGCAUGUGGGUGGGAGAUUCUGUCGAGGAGAUGCCCUCGUCCAUAGAUGUUUGGCCAAAGGCUCUUCAUACCGGGGGCCCCUAGGUGCCGAGGGCUCCUGUUUUCGCCACUUCCUCUCAGACACUUUGAGGGCCUUGAAGGAGCUGUACUGUUAGCUCAUGAGCCUUCGGCCAGGGUGCCGAAGGCACCCUAGUGUUCGUCGUGGGCUGCUUGGCACUUGGGGCGCUGUAAUUUGGCCUGCCAUGCUUCUUGGGCCUGUUGGGCUUUUGCUACAGUAGAGGGAGUCUAUAGGCCGAGGGUUCCGGGGCCAUAUACUCCAUCACUUUGUUCCUAUAAAGUGUCACACUCUUGAGGUCAAGACUUCCGCUGUAUGUUUCAAUCUCCCAAAAGAUAUUGGAACACAUUCUGUUUGAGGAAAAAGGGUUGAAAAAGAAAAAUUUUUUAGAAGUCUAUUUACCCCCCUCUAGACUUCUACCUCACUUGGGACCAUCACGUUGUAACUGUUGUUUUACAAGCUUAGUGGAACUAUGGACUAGAGGAACACGUUGUUCCUUGAACCGCUAUAAAACCCCCCCUGUGUCAUUUACUUUACGCAUUUACUUUAUGUACUUAAGAUUCUAACUGUCUAACUCAAAGACUUGGAGUCUGUGUUCAGCAGAUAUGGUCUUGAGAGUUAACAGAAACGCAUUUGCCUUAGUGUUUUCCUGAGGCUUCCCGGACAGAACUCUUAUCCGCUGCCAAGUCGAGUUCUGUCACCAGAACUCGACACUCUCUGUCAUUAAUCCUAGACCUGUUCUGUUACCAGAACCCGACCUUCUCUGUCAAGUCCAUUGUGACUUAGAGAAAAGUUUUAAAAACUUGAACAAUAUAUUCACCCCCCUCUUGACUGUUCCUUGCUUGAACGGGACCAAGAAGUGGUAUCAGAGCCUCCUUGUUCUUGUAAUCUUUUAGGUUACUUGCUGAGCAAAGAUCCACUUGUUUCUUAGCAUUUAUUUUAUAUCUCUUAUUAUGGAUAACACACUUUCCAAGAAUCUUAUAUGUUUUCAGUUACUAAAUUUGAUGACUGGAGGAUCAGGAUGAAAGCCCACCUCUGCGCACUCCAUGAUGACAUGUGGGAAGUUCUUGAUGCAGGCCCUUUUACAGAAUUUACAAACGUGAACCCAGAGUACACCACUGGCAGUGGUCUACCACAAAUGAUCACCAAACUUCGCCAUGAGUGGUCAAAUGAGGAAAGAAGGAAGUACAAUUUUGUCAACUUUGCCAAGGAAGUCCUCUACAAGGCCAUAGAUGACAAAUAUUUCACUAGAAUCAAGAAGUGCACAUCUGUCAAGGAAAUCUGGGAUACACUAACCCUGGUUGGAGCUGGUGAUGAGCAUGAGAAGGACAACAAGCUCACUAUUGCCAUGAAGAAGUUUGAAGAUUUCAAACUCCUCCCCAAAGAAUGCAUAGCUGAGAUGUAUGCAUGCCUGCUCACCCUUACUGCUCAGAUCUCUAAGCUUGGGAAGGAACUGACUCCCAAGGAGAUCAACUUGAAGGUUCUCAGGGGUCUACCUUCACCCUGGAAGAUGAAGGUCGCUGCUAUGAGAGACAACAGGUUCUCAGGACAUACAACAUAGAGAAACUCGUCUCUAAUCUCAAAUAUUAUGAGUUCGAGAUCAAUGAUGAAGAAAAAGAAGAAGCUGAGGACAAAACAACUACUUCCCUCACCACCAGUACUUCUAUGGUAAAUACCUUUGACCCUUCAAUUCUUUUAUCUGACGAAUAUAUGGCUGCCUUUGCCAAGAAGUUUAGGAAAUAUUUGAAGCCCAAGGAUGCCAGAAAUCCAUCCUCCAGCAGAAAGCCAUUUCUGAAGACCAAGUCUUCAGAAAGCACAGGAGAGCUUCUCUGAUACAACUGCAGCAAGCCUGGGCAUUUCAAAAUCAACUGUCCACACCCCAUAGUAUCCAAGAGACAAGGACAGGAAGGAGAGAAGAAGUAUGAGAACAGAAGGAGGAAAGCUCUCAUCUCUGAGCAACCAGAGAAGGACCCCCUUUCUGAAACAGAAUCCAGUUCUGAAUCAGAAUCCGAUGAGGCAUUUGUUAGUAUAUAUGUCCUAGCGACAAUCACUUUUUAGAGAUAUAUGUACUUGAUCACAUUCAGUUUUAUAUAUUUGAUAUAUACGGUAUUACACAUUCAUGAUUAAGCAUUUCGAUUGUCAAUGUCUUAUUCAUAAUUGUGUUCCCUUGGACUUAUGUUGUCAAUAAGUAAGUGAGAGCUUAUAUGAUAAAACAUAAGGUCCUAAAAAGGCCCCAAUCAAUGAUCAUCAAGAAUGGGAUAUUGAUGAUAUGCGAUAAGAUUGGUAUGUGGACUGCAUCAUACUUUUAGAAAGUAUAGUUGAUCUCACGACUAUGAGUUCCUGUAAUUCAUGAUGGUCACAUAGAUAUUUUAGAGAAUAUUGGCAUACCCACCGAGAAACCAUUUGAUAAGUUCUAUUCAUGUGUCUAUGGGAUUAUCGGCGUAUAGAGUAGUGUAAUAGUCCUCCGACUUGAGGUCAAUACGUACUACAUGUGUGGAGUGAUGUACUUUGACCAUGACCAACGCUUGCACUCCAAUCGGGGUAGAUACGGCAUGUGUUGGGUGCAUCACGAAGCACAUGGAGUCGUAGUUGAGCCAAGAAAGGAUUCAUUCCUCAUAAUAGAUUAAGAGAGAACAUUCUACUUCUCAUAUCUAGAUGGAUCAUAAAGUCAUUGGCCAAUGCAAAGAUAUAUUCGUUUUGGAUAUCGAAUAUGAUCGUUAUGGAUCAUCUAGAAAGAUUGAGAGACAGAGACUGAGUUAUUGGGAUAGACACUAUAUCAUGUUCUAGACUUAGUUGAAUGUUCGCUGAAUGAAAGGACCGUAUCACUAUGAGCUCUAUAUUACAGGGAGUUUGUAUAGUCCUCGCAAACGUCCUUAUAUAUUAAGUUUGUCUGGAGAAUCGUCUAGGGAUUCGCUAAGACCUUAAUUUGAUUAGUGCUUAAUAUAUAAGGCCCUAUGGGUCACACAACAAGUGAUUAUACCUUCCGAUUGAAUUGUUAGAAUGAAUUAAAUAUUAUUAAUUGGAUUAAAUAAUAUUUAAUUCGUAAUACUGAAAAUGAAUUAAAUAUUAAUUAGAUUAAACAUAUUUAAUUCAUGAAGCUGAAGGAGAGUUCUAU
This is a messenger RNA of Cuscuta europaea, 4321 nucleotides long. Lineage: Eukaryota; Viridiplantae; Streptophyta; Magnoliopsida; Solanales; Convolvulaceae. The record is from the annotation of a GenBank genome assembly.